AUGGUGACUGUUCGAAGUGUUCUUUUCUUAGCUGCUUCUAGGCAUUGGAUCAUUCAUCAAAUGGAUGUGUACAAUGCUUUCUUACAAGUUGAUCAUACUGAGGAGGUCUAUAUGAGUCUACCACAGGAUUUCAGUAAGCCUGGAGAUACAUCGUUGAAUUUCAAAAUCAAAGACUUUGGGGAGCUCAAGUAUUUCUUGGGCAUUGAGUUUGCUAGGAGUGUUGAAGGGAUUUUCAUGCAUAAGAGGAAGUACUCACUUGAGCUUAUUGUAGACUUAGGUUUGUCUCGUGCUAAACCUAUAGCUUCUCCUAUGGAACCUAAUUUGAAGUUGACAAGCUGUGAAUUUGAUGGUCAUAUAGGCGUCAUUGAUGAUCCACAUCUUGAUGAUCCUGGACCGUAUCAAAGGCUUCUGGGCAGGCUGCUUUAUCCUGAUGUCAUUAGGCCAGACAUUUCGUUUGCUGUUCAAUGCCUUAGCCAUUUUAUGCACAAACCUAAAGUGUCCCACAUGGACGCUGCUUUACGUGUAGUCCGAUAUAAUAAACUUUGUCCUAGGUUGGGUAUUUUGCACAAGUCUCAUUGUUUUAAGUCUUUGUCAGCCUUUUGUGAUGCGGAUUGCGUUGAAUGCCCCAAUUCUAUGAAGCUUGUCACAUGCUAUAUUGUUAAAUUUGGUGAUUCCAUAUGUGAUGACCCGAUAGGUCAUCUCAUGUUUUGA
This is a messenger RNA of Nicotiana attenuata, 711 nucleotides long. RefSeq lists its product as uncharacterized. The transcript has 2 exons. The record is from RefSeq and is a predicted model, not a curated record. NCBI's taxonomy places the organism in Eukaryota, Viridiplantae, Streptophyta, Magnoliopsida, Solanales, Solanaceae. The coding region runs from base 1 to 711 and encodes 236 amino acids.